UGAUUUUAUAUCGGUCUGCGCAAUCGAUUUUUUUUUCUGUUAAGGUCUGUACAGUGUUGAACUACUUGUUUUUUACAUCGAGAAGAAGGCAUUUAUGCAACAUGUUGAUGUAUAUUCUCUGUAAGUUCGGAAAACGGAAUACGGAAUUAAUUGUCCUUUAAUGCACAGGUUUAAUGCACAACGUACGGAGCAGUCAAACAGCUGACAAAUAUGCAGCUCGCGGACACGCGGGAGUCAGCCUGCUGACAGUCGAGCUGUACGUUCUCGCGCAUCGCAGACAGGUUGCAGAGCCACUUACAGACAACUUGAGGAGUUGGCCAUCUGCAUGCCACACGCAUGGAAGAGCGUGUCGCAAAGACGAACACCUAAUCACACCGGAAUACAUUUUUAAAAGAAAUAUUUUUUGCCUCUGCAUCCCUUUGGGAUAUCUGUGGAGAGAGACACGGACGGAAACUGCGCAGCGUUUUGGAAUGAGGUCAUAAAUUAAAAUAGGUGUAGACAGUUUUGUAUUUUAAGAGACAUGAUCAUAAAGCACUUACGUAUGUAACGAUGACAUCUCAAUUACUGCUGUUUUAGAAUACUUUCGAUUUAAUGAACUGGCACUUCCAAUCCCGGAGGCGCGCGGCUGCUCCCGUGAAAAAGCUCAUGCGACAUUACACAGUUAAUAAUCAGAACUCAAAUAUAAUUUUCUUUCGGAUCACUUCACACUUGUCAGUCCCUCAGCAUACUGGAUAGUUCACGGGGAGAUGGCUGCGGCGAUAGCCAGCUCCCUGAUCCGACAGAAACGCCAAGCACGGGAGACUAACAACGACCGUGUUGCUACCUCCAAGCGCCGUACCAGCCCGAGCAAAGACCCCCGGUCUGUGUGCGCAAGGCAUAUCUUCGGGGUUUUCAGCAAAGUUCGAUUUUGCAGCGGAAAGAAAAGACCUGUUCGGCGGAAACCAGAGCCACAGCUGAAAGGCAUUGUGACGCGACUGUUCAGCGAGCAGGGCUUCUACCUGCAGAUGCAGCCCGAUGGCACUAUCAAUGGGAGCAAAGACGAGAACAGUGACUACACCCUGUUUAACCUCAUCCCAGUGGGCCUGCGAGUGGUGGCCAUUCAGGCGGUCAAGACCGGACUCUACGUGGCGAUGAACGGAGAGGGCUUCCUCUACACCUCAGACAUGUUCACGCCUGAGUGUAAGUUUAAGGAGUCCGUGUUUGAGAACUACUACGUCAUCUACUCCUCCACGCUGUACCGGCAGCACGAGUCCGGCCGCGCCUGGUUCCUGGGCCUCAACAAGGAUGGCGUGGUCAUGAAGGGCAACCGUGUGAAGAAGACUAAGCCCUGCUCACACUUUGUGCCCAGACCUAUCGAAGUGUGCAUGUACAAAGAGCCGUCGCUGCAUGAGAUUGAGGAGAAGCAGCGCUCGCGGAAAGACUCAGGGACUCCCACCAUGAACGGCGGCGAGAAGGUGGUGAGCCAGGACACUACAGAGCAGGACGGGUCAUAGCCUGCACCGGGCACCACAAGCACGGCACAGUGCGGCGCCCCCUGGAGUCGAACUCCAUUUCUUACACCUUGUUCAAGAGAAAUCAAGCAAGCGAGCUAACAAACAAACAAACAAACAAAAACAAAACAUCAAGAAGAAAAACAGCAGAAGAAAACAAAAAAAAAUCCAAACCCAAACAAGACAAGAAAAAAAUAAAGGAAAAAAAUAAAAGAAAAAAAAAGAAAAAAGAAAAGGAAGAAGAACAAAAAAAUGGAAUUCUUGCCUGUGAAAUAUUUUAGAAAAAAAAAUGGGGGGAAAAUAUUUGGAAAUCAGGACAUGAAUUUACAUUUUAUGCAAAAAGCCUGCUGUAGGGCACUGGGAUGUCCAUUUCCUCCUCCUCUUCCUCAUCCCAUGAUGAUGUAAACAAUGUUUUUGAAUUUUAAGCUCUGAAAAAUAAGCUUUAAGCCAUGGUAGAAAACACACCUUGAUUCAUGAAUGCAAUGGCACUUUCACUUGCUUCUCUAUGUGUUGUUACUAUCAUUAAGACGAAUUUGGUCAUUG
Alosa alosa (allis shad) is the source of this 2033-nucleotide messenger RNA. RefSeq names its product fibroblast growth factor 12b (gene fgf12b). NCBI's taxonomy places the organism in Eukaryota, Metazoa, Chordata, Actinopteri, Clupeiformes, Clupeidae. The coding region runs from base 747 to 1493 and encodes 248 amino acids. The transcript has 5 exons. The record is from RefSeq and is a predicted model, not a curated record. Gene Ontology annotation, biological process: animal organ morphogenesis; fibroblast growth factor receptor signaling pathway; cell differentiation. Gene Ontology annotation, molecular function: fibroblast growth factor receptor binding; growth factor activity. Gene Ontology annotation, cellular component: cytoplasm.